Messenger RNA from Psylliodes chrysocephalus, 1449 nucleotides. The record is from the annotation of a GenBank genome assembly. Lineage: Eukaryota; Metazoa; Arthropoda; Insecta; Coleoptera; Chrysomelidae.
AUGCGUAUUCAAAGAUUACAGAAUCUCUCUCUAUUUCUGCUAAAAUUGACUAUUUUAAUAGUCCUGAUCAUCUUCUUUAUGCAGUAUACUUCUCUGUCUCUAUAUCAAAAUGAAGUAAAUGUCGCCCCAAAGACGUAUAACAAUUUCGAAAAGGAACAAUCGCUGUGCCUAUCCAUUCCAAAAACACAACAACUUUCUAAAAAACGAAAUUGUCCAAAUUCAGGCAUAGUCACUGUUAAAGAAGGAGGUCGUCUCGGAAAUCACAUUUGGGCGUAUAUAUCAGUAUUGUUGGUAGCAGAAGAAACCAGCAUGGAACCCUAUGUGCCCAGCUGUAUCAAAUCAAGACUCAGCACUUUAUUUGACAAUUUAAAUUUACCAGUUAUUCGAGAUAUAUAUCAUUGUGCUAUUAACGGAACAUCAAAAAAUCAAAACAUCAUUUUACCAAUGCAUAUAUCUAAGCCCGAAUUAUUGGCACACCGAAUAAAUUAUAUAAAACAAGUAUUUAGCAUUAAACAAAAGUUGUUAGUUCAAAGUCAAAAGAAAUUACACGAAGGUGUAAAAUAUUUAAAUUCGACAUUUCAUACCUUCGUCGGAGUACAUGCAAGAAGAACGGAUUAUAUAGCACAUUUAAAAAUAAAAUUUAAUGUUGUACCGCAAGUGACUAAUUUUUUUAAAUCUGCUAUGUCGUAUUUUGAAAAUAAAUAUCCUAAAACGAUUUUUAUUUUUGUAAGUGAUGAUCCGAACUGGUGUUUUCGCGAAUUUGGUGCUAAGAAAAACGUUUAUGUUACUGGAAGAGGUACCAAAAACUCGCCAGAAUUGGAUGUAGCCAUAAUGGCGUCUUGCAAUCAUUCUAUUAUAGAUUAUGGAACUUUCGGACAAUGGGGGGCGCUUCUUGCGGGAGGGGAAACAGUAUACUAUGAAAUUUCUUCAAAGUAUUCUUCGGACGUAUUAGGAAAGCAUUUGAGCAUAGUCACUGUUAAAGAAGGAGGUCGUCUCGGAAAUCAAAUUUGGGAGUAUAUAUCAGUAUGGUUGGUAGCAGAAGAAACCAGCAAGGAACCCUAUGUGCCGAGCUGUAUCAAAUCAAGACUCAGCACUUUAUUUGACAAUUUAAAUUUACCAGUUAUUCGAGAUAUAUAUCAUUGUGCUAAUAAGGAAACAUCAAAAAAUCAAAACAUCAUUUUACCAAAUGAUGAUCCAAACUGGUGUUUUGGCGAAUUUGGUGCUAAGAAAAACGUUUAUGUUACUGGAAGAGGUACCAAAAAUUCGCCAGAAUUGGAUGUAGCCAUAAUGGCCUCUUGCAAUCAUUCUAUUAUAGAUUAUGGAACUUUCGGACAAUGGGGGGCGCUUCUUGCGGGAGGGGAAACAGUAUACUAUGAAAUUUCUCCAAAGUAUUCGUCGGACCUAUUAGGAAAGCAUUUAAGUAACUGGCAUACAAUCAAAUUGUCUUGA